ACACACUGCAAAGGAACUUGGGGAGUAAACAUAUACAAAUUAUAAUAAGAUUUUUUUAAAAAUUGUUUCAUAGAAUUUGAGUUUCAUGUGGAACAACACAUAAAUAAAACAAUAAAUUAAACAUCUUGAAACACACUCCACACCAGUAGGAGGCGGUAAUGAACACCUUCAGUUGUUUACCAGCUGUCAUUAAACACACGAAGAAGAAGAGUCGGACUCCAAACACAACAAACAUUUCUCCAUCAGUGGUUCUGUCCGGUGUGAGGUCUGAUAAAUCAUCUGCUCCACCUCGGGGGUUUUGUCAUGUUUGGCCGCCAUGUUGUCUGGCUGCUCUUCUCUUCCCUCUGCCACGGCCGUCCGCCGGCCCAGGCUAAGCUGGAGGCAGAUGAGGUGGUUCCUCGGCUGUUAUCGUUGCAGGAGAUGGACCUGAUGCURCCUCACCAUCAACGCUCAGAGCAUUCAAAGUCAGAAUACAUCUUUAUUUUACUGCCUGCUUUUGGAAACAAACUGUACCUGAAUCUAACACGGGACUUUGCAGUUUUUUCAAAGAAUAUUGUUGUAGAGGAAAGACUUGGGAACCAAAGUGUGGUGGUCAGACGUUUGACCAUGGACCAACGAUGCUUUUACUCUGGCUUCAUCAUCAACCAGAUCAACUCUGUGGCUUCACUGAGCACCUGUGCUGGUUUGACUGGACUCAUUCAGAUGGAUCAGGACCUCUGGUUCAUUCAGCCAGCGGACCAGCAGGAACCAUCAACAUCAUUCUCUGGAUUGAAACAUCAACUGGUUCGACAUCAGAGCUGGACUGAGACCAAGCCUAGACGAGACGCUGAGCAGCCUGUUUACUGUGGACUUAUCAAAGAAAAACAAAAGGGGAGAAGAUCAAAACAAAAGAGUCUCAUGAAGAGAGACGUCAUGAAGUUGGAACAAGUCUACACUUUGGAGACCGUGGUGGUGGCAGACUCAGACAUGGUGCAGUACCAUGGAGCUGAAGGGGCUCAGAGGUUCCUACUUACUGUCAUGAAUAUGGUCAACAGCUUGUUUCAGCACCCAAGUCUGGGAGUUCAGAUCAACAUUCGAGUCACUAAACUGUUGCUGCUUCACAACCGCCCAGAAAACUUAUCGGUGAGUCAUCAUGGACAAAGGUCUCUGGAAAGCUUUUGCCACUGGCAGCAUGGGGAGUUAGGGAUGCCCCUGAAUUUUGGUCCCAACAAGAUUAGAAGAAGAAUGUUUGACAUUUAUUCAUUGGAUACAGCUGUGUUGGUCACCAGGACUGAUUUCUGUGUUCAUAAAGAUCAACCCUGUGAUACUGUCGGUAUUGCUUAUCUGGGUGGUGUCUGCAGUGCAAAGAGGAAGUGUGUGGUAGCUGAAGACAAUGGCUUAAAUUUGGCCUUCACAAUUGCUCACGAAUUGGGUCACAACAUGGGAAUGAAUCAUGACGACCACCACACUAACUGCACCAGUCACUCACACAUCAUGUCUGGUGAGUGGAUAAAAGGUAGAAACCCCAGCGAACUGUUCUGGUCAUCCUGCAGCCGUAGAGACUUGGAGAAUUUCCUCAGAUCUGAAGCCAGUAGCUGUCUACGACACACAGACCCCAGAAACAGUCCUUGGGUCCCUCUGUCCUCCAAGCUGCCAGGGAUGCACUACAGUGUGACUGAACAGUGCCAGAUCCUGUUUGGAGCUAAUGCUACGUUCUGCUCUGAAAUGCAGGAUCUCAUGUGUGCUGGCCUGUGGUGUUUAGAAAUGGGAGAGACUUCCUGCAAGACAAAACUUGAUCCUCCUCUGGAAGGAACUGAGUGUGGAACAGACAAGUGGUGCAGAGCAGGACAAUGUGUCAGGAAGACUCCCAUUCCUCAGCAUGUGGACGGAGACUGGAGUUUAUGGAGUCAGUGGAGUAUCUGCAGUCCAACCUGUGGUACUGGGGUCCAGUUCAGACAGAGGAAAUGUGACAACCCUCCGCCUGGUCCAGAUGGAAGGCAUUGUCCAGAAUCCAGUGUGGAGCACAGAGCUUGUGAAGGACCUGCAUGUCCCAGAGGAGCCCCAGGAUUCAGAGACCUGCAGUGUCUUUCCCUCAACAGACAUGUUGGUGUGCUGACGGCUGUUAUUAACGAUGAGAAUUGGGUGUGAUGGCAUUGUCGGCUCAUCAGCAGAGGAAGAUGUUUGUGGUGUUUGUAAUGGACAUGGACGCUCCUGUAAAAUAGUGAAAGGAGAGUUUAACCACACCAAGGGAAUGGGCUACAUUGAAGCUGUGGUUAUUCCUGCAGGAGCACGGAGGAUCAAAGUGGUGGAGGACAGACCUUUACACAGUUUUCUGGCACUAAAGGACUCCAGCAGGAGGUCAAUCAACGGGAACUGGAAGAUUGAACUUCCAGGAGACUUCCAGUUGGCCGGGACCACAGUACGUUACGUUAGACGUGGACUGUGGGAGAARAUGUCUGCCAAAGGACCCACUAAGACCCCCUUACACCUGAUGGUCCUGCUCUUUUAUGACCAGAGCUAUGGGAUCCAUUAUGAAUACACCAUGUCUCUGAACACAAGUCUGGUCAGCAGCAGUCAGACACCCAGUAAACCAGAUUAUCUUUAUAUCUGGGCACACAGCAACUGGCAGGAUUGUCCUGUCCCAUGUGGAAUAGGAGAGAGGAGAACAGUGGUUUCCUGUGUGAGGAUCGUCAGAAAAAACAUGGAGGUUGUUAAUGAUAGCUAUUGUCAAUCUGAGACCCGUCCUCUGCCCAAAGUACAACUUUGCAACACUCAGCCCUGCAAUUACAGUCUAAUGACAGUCGAGGGGCUGAGGUCUCAUCCUUCUGAAGAACUGGUCCUCUCUGAAGCCCCUCUGCUUGCUGGAAGAACUAAAGACUUUUGCACAUCUUCCUCAUGGUGCUGGAAGGACCGGUUCUGAAGGUCCAGUCUGUUCUCUGUGGUGACUUUAGAACAGCUGUGUGUCCAGAAUAAAAACAUGUGACAGAACAUCUGUCCUUUCAUCUGA
Austrofundulus limnaeus is the source of this 2986-nucleotide messenger RNA. RefSeq names its product ADAM metallopeptidase with thrombospondin type 1 motif, 17 (gene adamts17). Gene Ontology annotation, molecular function: metalloendopeptidase activity. Gene Ontology annotation, biological process: extracellular matrix organization; proteolysis. Lineage: Eukaryota; Metazoa; Chordata; Actinopteri; Cyprinodontiformes; Rivulidae. The record is from RefSeq and is a predicted model, not a curated record. Gene Ontology annotation, cellular component: extracellular matrix.